AUGGCAGACAACGGCAGUCCUGCAGGCGAGAAGCCAGAAGAUCAAGCACAAGGCGCGACCGAGCAUCUAAACAUCAAGGUCACUGACAACAACAACGAGGUCUUCUUUAAGAUCAAGCGCACAACACAACUGAAGAAGCUCAUGGACGCUUUCUGCGAGCGGCAAGGAAAGAGCCCGCAGAGUGUGCGAUUCCUCUUUGACGGCCAGAGAGUCAACUCCUCCGACACGCCUGACACUCUCGAGAUGGCAGACGGGGACACCCUCGAGGUUCACCAGGAGCAGAUUGGCGGCUCAUGUUGGUGA
Molecule: messenger RNA, 303 nt
Organism: Fulvia fulva
Lineage: Eukaryota; Fungi; Ascomycota; Dothideomycetes; Mycosphaerellales; Mycosphaerellaceae
Product: Ubiquitin-like protein SMT3
Exons: 2
Coding region: 1-303 (100 amino acids)
Biological process (GO): protein sumoylation
Cellular component (GO): septin ring; nucleus
Molecular function (GO): protein tag activity; ubiquitin-like protein ligase binding
Source: RefSeq, a predicted model, not a curated record